Messenger RNA from Manacus vitellinus (golden-collared manakin), 5334 nucleotides. It is a transcript of the gene FILIP1, whose product is annotated as filamin A interacting protein 1. The record is from RefSeq and is a predicted model, not a curated record. The coding region runs from base 382 to 4020 and encodes 1212 amino acids. The transcript has 6 exons. Lineage: Eukaryota; Metazoa; Chordata; Aves; Passeriformes; Pipridae.
CAACGAAGUCAUUGCUGUAACAUUGUGUGAAGAGACCAGAAGAGGGGAAAUACAAUCUGAGAACUAAACUGCCAAAGCCUAACACCACCUAGCAACAGUUGAAAAAACUUUUAAACAAAAGUCUGGGUGAGACACAGACCGAGUACUCCUACUCCUCCUGCCUGGGAUUUCUGAGAGAAGCAGCUCCGGUCUUCUUCUUUUCCACCUUCUUUUCUUCAUUACUUCAGUGGCUGGUAGACCUAGGAACGUGGGAAAACUUUCUAUCUUUGUGUUCUCCUGAGCUGGAGCAGUCUACUGCUGUGGUAGUGCUGUGGGACAAGCUACUGCAAUCUCGCAGUGUUAAAGGACGUAUUCCUGGGUUCGUGUUGCUGAUAGGCAGGGAUGAGAUCCCGAAACCAAGGUGGAGAAAGCUCAUCUAACGGGCACUUCUCCAGUUCCAAGCCUGUCAUCAGCCAUGCAGAGAAUGAAAAACUUCAGGAGGAUGCCAAGAAAAAGAACAAACCUCAUCGGAAGGAAGAUGAGGUCAUGGCUUCAGCAACUGUCAAACGGCACUCAAAAUCACCCGGACCUUCUGAACGAAAGAACAAGAAGUCCAUAGAGCUUUCUAAAGAGGACUUGAUAAAACUACUUAGUAUAAUGGAAGGAGAAUUGCAGGCAAGAGAGGAUGUGAUCCACAUGCUGAAGACAGAGAAAACCAAACCUGAAGUUUUAGAAGCUCAUUAUGGGUCUGCAGCUCCAGAGAAUGUGCUCCGAGUGCUACACAGGGAUGCCAUCCUUGCCCAAGAAAAGUCUAUAGGGGAAGAUGUCUAUGAAAAACCAAUUUCAGAGCUAGACAGACUUGAAGAAAAGCAGAAAGAGACGUAUCGGCGCAUGCUGGAACAGCUCCUGUUGGCAGAAAAGUGCCAUCGUCGCACAGUUUAUGAGCUAGAAAAUGAGAAACAUAAACAUACAGAUUACAUGAACAAGAGUGAUGACUUUACUAAUCUCCUGGAACAGGAGCGGGAGAGGUUGAAGAAACUUCUUGAGCAGGAGAAGGUCUAUCAAGCCCGGAAGGAGAAGGAACAUACAAAGAGAAUCAAUAAACUAAGAGAAGAACUAGUCAAGCUCAAAUCAUUUGCACUCAUGCUGGUGGAUGAAAGACAAAUGCAUAUUGAACAACUUGGUCAACAAAGCCAGAAAAUACAGGACUUAACCCAAAAACUAAAAGAAGAAGAAGAAAAGCUUAAAAUUAUUAGUGCAAAAACUAAAGAAGAUGGACAAAAACUGAUGAAGUUAGAGGCAGAACUUGAACACAAAACUUCAUCAUUUUCUCAAGAACAUGAGGAGAUGACUGCUAAACUGGGUAAUCAAGAGUCACAUAAUAGACAGCUAAGGCUUAAGCUAGUGGGGUUGACUCGCAGAAUAGAGGAGCUGGAAGAAACUAACAAAAAUCUUCAAAAAGCUGAGGAGGAACUUCAAGAGCUAAGAGAUAAAAUAGCAAAAGGGGAAUGUGGGAACUCUAGCUUAAUGGCAGAAGUGGAAAACCUCCGCAAGCGUGUGCUUGAAAUGGAGGGCAAAGAUGAAGAGAUCACAAAAACCGAAUCCCAGUGCAAAGAGCUGAAAAAUAAACUGCAAGAGGAGGAGCACCAUAGCAAAGAGUUGAAACUUGAAGUGGAAAAACUGCAGAAAAGAAUGUCAGAACUAGAGAAGCUGGAAGAGGCUUUCAGUAAAAGUAAGUCUGAAUGCACUCAGCUACACUUAAACUUGGAGAAAGAAAAGAAUUUGACUAAAGAUUUGAUAAAUGAGUUGGAAGUGGUAAAGACUCGAGUGAAGGACCUUGAGACAUCAGAAAGCAAGUUGGAAAAGGCUGAAAUAAGCUUAAAAGAUGACCUUACAAAGCUGAAGUCGUUUACUGUAAUGUUGGUUGAUGAACGAAAAAAUAUGAUGGAAAAAAUAAAACAAGAGGAAAAAAAGGUUGAGGGUCUAAACAAGAAUUUUAAAGUUGAACAAGGGAAAGUUAUGGAUGUAACAGAGAAAUUGAUAGAAGAAAGUAAGAAAUUUUUGAAACUGAAAUCUGAAAUGGAGGAAAAAGUGUCUAGUUUGACAAAGGAAAGAGAUGAGUUAAUUGGCAAACUGAGAAGUGAAGAAGAAAAAUCCUCUCAACUAAGCUGUAGAGUUGACUUGUUAAAGAAAAGAAUUGAUGGUGUAGAGGAAGUAGAAAGAGAAAUUACAAGAGGUCGAACCAGGAAAGGACCAGAGCAUGGUUGUCAUGAGGACAACAAGAUUAAGGAACUCACUGUUGAAAUUGAAAGACUGAAAAAACGCCUCAAACAAUUGGAAGUGGUUGAAGGAGAUUUGAUGAAGACAGAAGAUGAAUAUGAUCAGCUAGAGCAGAAAUUUAGGACUGAGCAGGAUAAAGCUAACUUUCUUUCUCAACAGUUGGAGGAAAUGAAACUCCAGAUUGCCAAAACCAAAGCAAUAGAAAAAGGUGAAGUGGUGAGCCAGGAGGCAGAACUGAGGCACAGGUUUCGUCUGGAAGAGGCCAAAAGCAGAGAUUUGAAAGCAGAAGUUCAAGCUCUUAAGGAAAAAAUCCAUGAGCUGAUGAACAAAGAAGACCAGCUUUCUCAGCUCCAAGUUGAUUAUUCAGUUCUGCAGCAAAGGUUUAUGGAAGAAGAAAACAAAAACAAGAGUAUGGGACAGGAAGUUCUGAACCUAACAAGAGAGCUGGAGCUUUCUAAGCGUUACAGCCGUGCUCUGAGGCCCAGCAUAAAUGGACGAAGAAUGGUCGAUGUCCCUGUGACAUCCACUGGUGUGCAGACAGAUGCCGUAAGCAAUGAAGCAGCAGAAGAAGAAACUCCUGCAGUGUUUAUAAGGAAAUCCUUCCAGGAGGAGAAUCAUAUCAUGAGCAAUCUGCGACAGGUAGGUCUGAAAAAACCCAUGGAGCGUUCUUCAGUGCUCGAGAGAUAUCCUCCAGCAGCAAAUGAGCUUGCUAUGAGGAAAUCUUGGAUACCGUGGAUGAAAAAGAGGGAACCUGGGGCUCAGGCAACUCCUGAUAAAGGAGCCCGGACCCACGGUAGUCCAGCACAUCCUGGAGAGGUUGUCCUUUCACCAAAACAGGGUCAACCUCUUCAUAUUCGGGUGACACCAGACCAUGAGAACAGCACAGCAACUUUGGAGAUAACCAGUCCAACUGCAGAGGAAUUUUUUUCAAGUACCACUGUCAUUCCUACUUUGGGAAAUCAGAAGCCACGAAUAACCAUCAUUCCCUCUCCAAACGUUAUGCCACAAAAAGGAAAAGGCAGUGAAAGUCCAAUGGGCCCAGAUCGUUCUAUGUCUCCAGUCACUAUAACAACGUUCUCCAGGGAAAAGUCCCCAGAGGGAGGGAGAGCACCCUUUGCCGACAGACCUGCAUCGCCAAUUCAGAUUAUGACAGUAUCAACAUCUGCAGCACCAGCAGAAAUCUCUGUCUCUCCACAGUCACAAGAUAUGACCAUGGGAAGAGCUGUCUUCAAAGUAACACCAGAAAAGCAAACCGUCCCGACUCCAAUCCGCAAGUACAAUGCCAACGCCAACAUUAUUACGACAGAAGACAACAAAAUCCACAUCCACCUAGGUUCCCAGUUUAAACGUUCUCCCAGUGCUGUACCUGAUGGUGCAAGUCCUGUGAUAACAGUGAGACCAGUGAACAUAGCAGCAGAGAAAGAAGUUGUGACUGGUACCGUCCUUCGAUCACCUCGAAACAACCUGUCCUCGCGACCCGCAGCGAGCAAGGUGACAAGUACCAUCACUAUAACCCCUGUUACAACGUCUUCCACCCGAGGAACACAAUCAGUGACAGGCCAGGAUGGGUCAUCCUCGAGACCUACACCCACCCGCAUUCCUGUGUCAAAAGGUAUGAAAGCAGGAAAGCCAGUAGUGGCAGCCCCAGGAGCAGGAAAUGUGACAAAAUUCGAGCCUCGUGCCGAGACUCAGUCUAUGAAAAUAGAACUGAAGAAAUCUUCAGCCAGCAGCUCUGCCUCCCUGGGCGGGGGUCAGGGCUGAUGGCAGUGGCUCAGGGGGUACGUUCUGCAGGUUUUACUGCUCCCAUGGAAGUCAGCCCCCCCGUCUGUGUAGUUGCUCACGUUUGCCUGUACUAAUGAAGUCCUGCAGCUGUCACUUACAAAAAACUAAUAAGUGUGUGCACUGACUACUUAAGUAACAAUAUCCUUUUGUUUUCUUGAAUUCAAAUUUAAAAAAGGAAAAAAAAGCCAUCAUAAAGGCAGUUCUUGUACGCCAGGAAGAUUUUCAGUCUAGGAAAUGAGAAUGGUGCAGCUAAACUAGGUUAUUAAUCUAGUUCAGGAAUUCUUAAUGAUGGACUUGGUCAUUUGAAGGAAGUUCGGUCACUUUUACUGAUUGUCUUUCACCUUAGGGAAUCACUUUCCACCUUUGCUACUGCAUGGGACACUUUCCUUCCUGCCUGUGAUCACAUUAUUGAAAUGCCACUUGGCCUAGGGAAGCAAUGCCAGGAGACAGUGCACUUGAGGUCCUGUUUUACUGAAAGCUAGUACCUCAGCUGUGGGAGGGAGGGGAAGAGAGAAAGGAUGGGCACUGUGUGACCUGCCUUCUCUUGAGGAGCCUCCCAUCCGAGUCAGUGUUUCUCAGUGGUGAGGUGCUUUCUCAAGAUAGUUACAGAAUUCAGGGGCAUAGGGAUGUAGCACAAUGUUUGGCAGCAGCAGUGUUAAGCACCAACUUAAUUCUUCCAGAGGUGAUUAACAUUUGUAGACAGUACUCAAAAACAGGUCCCUGACUUACACACACUGGGUACUGCCAGCUCAGUGCUCAGAUGAAGCUACGUGAGCCAAAAAGUCUUUAGUCUUUAGCAAAGCUGAAGAAACACUGAUCUGGCUAAAAUCAAUACUGUCCAUUUAUGGCUGCUCCAAAGAUCACUAACACUAUGAAGCAAGUCACUCUGUUGACCUGACUAGGUCAGGUAGUUGUUGUUUUCUUUGUUGGGAUCUUAUAUUUAAACCUUAGUUGUCAAGCAUCUGUAUGUCUUAGAGGGGAAGUCAGUAAAGACUGCUGGUGGCAGGAAUUGCUAUCUAAAGGCACAGCUCAGGCACAGACAGUGAAAGAGAGAGGGUUUGAUAAGGAAGUUAGUCUCAUUUUUCAGUGCUGUAUAAUAUGUUGUCAUAAAUACAGACUGCCUCACAAUGCCAUGGUGAUUCAUUGUUUUUCCUUCCCUCUUUGUAAUUUCCUCAUUUAUACGCUUGCGUUUUUUAAGCAUGUUCUAAGGAAUUGUUCCAGCAUGGAAAUAGUGUGGAUGCCCAUGAUUGUUAUGAUUUUUUGAUUUAAUAACAGUAAAGUUAUUAAAGGACA